This is a messenger RNA of Cucumis melo (muskmelon), 1113 nucleotides long. RefSeq names its product mitogen-activated protein kinase kinase kinase 20-like. Gene Ontology annotation, molecular function: protein kinase activity; ATP binding. The record is from RefSeq and is a predicted model, not a curated record. NCBI's taxonomy places the organism in Eukaryota, Viridiplantae, Streptophyta, Magnoliopsida, Cucurbitales, Cucurbitaceae. Gene Ontology annotation, biological process: protein phosphorylation. The coding region runs from base 1 to 1113 and encodes 370 amino acids. The transcript has a single exon.
AUGGAGAAAUGGGUUUUCGUAAAGGUUUUAGGCCAAGGCUCUGAUGGUGUAGUUUGGUUAGCAAAACAAACCAUCAGAAGAAAAAUCGGUAGGAAUCUUCACUAUUAUUUUGCUGUCAAACUGUCUCCUCUUCGACAUAAUUCUUCGUUGUUAUGGGAAGAACAAGUGUUGAAACAGUUCAAGAACUGUCCAGAAAUUGUUCAAUAUUUAGGUAGUGAGAUAACAAGAGGAGGAGAUUUGCCUCAGGAUAAGGAUUUUUACACUUUGAAGUUGGAGUAUGCUGCAGGAGGGACUUUGGACGACUUGAUCAAACAGAAAGAAAAGUUACCUGAAAAUGAGGUGAAAGAUUAUCUUCGAAUGAUACUCAAAGGUCUCUCUUGUGUUCAUUCUAAGGGGUUUGUUCAUGUUGAUCUUAAGCCUAACAACAUUCUUGCAUUCCCUCAAAGUGAUGAUAAGAUGAAGCUAAAGAUUGCUGACUUCGGACAUGCUGAGAGAUGCAAGUUGUAUAGGAAUGAUGAUGAUGAUGAUGAUGAUCAAGAUAGAAAGUAUGGUGGGUAUUGCAGUUCGUUAAAGUUUAAAGGAACACCUCGAUAUAUGUCACCCGAAUCCAUCGUUUGCAAUGAAGUUAAUGACGCGCAUGAUAUUUGGUCGUUAGGUUGCGUUUUGGUUAAAAUGAUUUCUGGAAAAUCUGUCUGGGAUGAUCUUAUAGAUUCUAGACAAUUGAUGAUGAGACUUUUGGAUAACAAGAAUUAUAAUAUGCCAACAAUACCUAAGGAGUUAUCCAAACAAGGUAAGGAUUUUAUCAAGAAAUGCUUUAUUCGAAACUGUAAACAACGGUGGACGGCUGAUAUGUUACUCCAGCAUCCCUAUCUCAUGCACGAAGAAAAUGAAGCUGCUACGACAGUGAAAGAUGAUGAUCAGAUGCCUACUACACUUGCCAAAGCGCUUUCUUUGUCUCGUCAACGACCAUUGAAGAGCCAGACUCGAUCUAGUAAUAAUAAUAAUAAUAGAAAGUUCAAUCUUCGAGCAAAGAAUUAUUUGCUUCCUUUAUUAGACAGCAUUAAUAUUUCUUUCCACUCCAUCAACAAACGAACAAAAUGUAAAUUCACAUAA